Messenger RNA from Choloepus didactylus (southern two-toed sloth), 276 nucleotides. Its product is annotated as 60S ribosomal protein L28-like. The coding region runs from base 1 to 276 and encodes 91 amino acids. The transcript has a single exon. Gene Ontology annotation, biological process: translation. The record is from RefSeq and is a predicted model, not a curated record. NCBI's taxonomy places the organism in Eukaryota, Metazoa, Chordata, Mammalia, Pilosa, Megalonychidae. Gene Ontology annotation, molecular function: structural constituent of ribosome. Gene Ontology annotation, cellular component: cytosolic large ribosomal subunit; ribosome.
AUGGCCCCACAUCUGCAAUGGAUGGUCCUGCGAAACUGCUCCAGUUUCCUGAUCAAGAGGAACAAACAGAAAUAUAGCACUGAGCCCAGUAACCUGAAGGCCUGCAGCUCCUUCAGCUACAGUGUGUUGAUUCACUGCAAGACUGGGGGUGUGGAGCUGGUAGCCAAUGGCAAAGGUGUCAUGGUGGAACUGAAGCAGAGAUUUGUAACCCUUCUCUGCAUAUUGGGUUGUCUGAGUGUUUGUGCCAGUCAAUCGGGUGGCACCCUAGAACACUGA